AAAAUAUUAAAAAUGUUGAUAAUUUAAAAUCCUUUUUGUAAAAUAAAUAAAUGAUGAUUUUUUCCUGUAAAAUAUUUCCAAAUUCUCUGUAGAAUCAUGGUUCGGUUCUGGAUUGACGGAAUUGAGGUUUUUUUUCCUUACCCGAAAAUUUACCCGGAGCAAAUCGCAUAUAUGAAAAGCCUCAAAACUGCUCUAGAUUCCAAGGGCCACGCUGUACUUGAAAUGCCAACCGGAACAGGUAAAACGGUGGCAUUAUUUAGUUUUGUAUCGAGUUAUCAACUUGCAAGGCCGGAAUUGGGUAAGCUCGUGUAUUGUACCCGUACAAUCCAUGAGAUGGAAAAGGCACUUCUUGAGCUCAGCGAAGUCAUUUCAUAUCGCAAUUCACAGUUAAAUAUACAUCACUCCUCCUCUUAUGGUGGAUCUUCCUCUUACAAAACCAAUACAAAUGAGAAUCCAAACUCCAAAGAUAUAAAUUCAGUUAAAAAUAUAAACUCGGUUAAGGAAGUGAAAGAAGAAAAAAAGGUGAAGGUUAAGAUGGAAUUGGAUGUAGAUGGACCAAAAAAUGAUUAUUUUUUGGCAGUAGGGCUUUGUUCACGACGUAAUCUGUGUAUCCAUCCUGAGGUUUCUUCACACGCCGAUCGCACAAAAAUAGAUGAAAAAUGUUGUGAUUUAACAUCCGUAUGGCGUAGAAUGCAGUUUGAGGAUUUGGAGGAUAAGAAGAGGAAUGAAUAUACAUUGGACUACGAGGGGUCAAGGCCUAUUAGAAGAAGACCAAGCGCCUCCGCAGUUCAAGAAAUACCUGAUAUUGAGGAGUUUAACUCUAUGGGACUAUGCGGAUAUUAUGAAACCAUGGAACGUAUCUGGAACCCAACAUUUAUCCCUUCAGGCGUAUAUACUUUGGAGGGUUUGAAGGAAUAUUGCUUGAAGUAUAAGGACUCUAGGACUGGCCGUGCUUCACCGAUUUGUCCGUAUUUCGCAGCCCGACGUGCAAUUGACAACGCUAACAUUGUUGUAUUGAACUAUCAGUACCUGAUAGACCCGAAAGUGUCUGAUGCAGUGUUUUAUCACCUGUGCACUGAGAAUUAUUUAAAGGAAAAGCGAGAAGACAAGGAUAGUAAGCCUAAGUUACCCAUCGUGGUUGUCUUUGAUGAGGCUCAUAACAUAGACAAUGUUUGUAUUGAGGCUCUAAGCGUAGAACUCAGUACUGAGACUCUCGAUAACGCCUACUCAGACCUCUCACGCCUCGAAGAUAACGUUAGGGAACUUAGACUACGAGAUCAAGAACUACUACUAGAGGAGUACAGGCGACUGGUAGAGACCACAGACUUUGGCUCUAUUGACAUUGAAGGUUACAUGAACCCAGUACUCAGACAAGAUAUUGUUGACCGUGCAAUCCCAGGCUCCAUCCGUAAAGCUGAACAUUUCAUUUCAUUCCUCAAGGUCGUUAUUGGAUACUUGAAAAAGUAUAUCAAAGUUAAGGAAGCCAAAUCCGAAGGACCACUCAUGUUUCUAUACAGGUUUGAAUCCCAAUGUAAAUUUAAACAUUUACAUAAUUUACACACUAUUAAGUUUGAGCAUGAAACUGGGAUUAAUUCGGACGUUAUGGAACACACUUAUAAUAGAAUGAAGUCAUUGUUAAACACACUGAAGAUGACAGCUGUUGGCGAUUUAACUUCGUUGCAUCUAGUUGUUGACUUUUGUACACUAGUUGGCACUUAUUACAAUGGAUUCAUAGUAAUAGUUGAUCCAUUCCCUAAAGCAACUUCAUAUGAUCCCUUGUUACAAUUCUCUUGUCUUGACGCCUCAAUUGCCAUGAAGUCCGUAAUUGAUAACUUCCAGUCUGUUAUUUUAACCUCCGGCACUAUCUCACCGCUUGAAUUUUACCCCAAAAUACUAAAUUUCACCCCAGUUCUGAUGCAAUCGCUCCCAAUGUCACUGGAUAGAGACUGCCUGUGUCCCAUUAUCGUUUCGAAGGGGGCUAACCAGGUCCACAUGUCAACCAAGUUCGAUCUCAGGACCGACAUUACAGUUCUACGUAACUAUGGUUCCCUGGUAAUUGACCUUUGUAAGCACAUUCCGGAUGGCGUUGUAUGCUUUUUCCCAAGUUACGCAUAUAUGGAGCUGAUUCUUUCUCACUGGUAUGAAACGGGCAUACUUGCCUCUAUAAUGGAGCAUAAGCUGGUCUUCAUGGAAACAAAAGACUCUGUCACGACGACACUCGCACUUUAUAACUACCGGAGAGCUUGUGACGUGGGACGCGGCGCCUUAUUCCUUUCAAUUUGCAGAGGCAAAGUAGCUGAAGGGAUUGAUUUUAACAGCCAUUAUGGACGCUGUGUAAUUCUCGUCGGGAUCCCAUUCCAAUACACUCUUUCCAAAGUUCUCAAGGCGCGCCUCGACUUCAUGAGAUGUAACUACGGCAUAUUGGAGAAUGAAUUUAUAACAUUUGACGCAAUAAGGCAGUCUGCUCAGUGUGUCGGUAGAGUUAUAAGAAAUAAGGCAGAUUUUGGAUUGAUGGUGUUUGCUGAUGCCCGGUAUACGAGGAUUGACAAGAAAUCCAAACUACCUCCGUGGAUACUCAAAAACAUGGAUCCCUCAAACUUGUUUCUAACCACGGAAACCGCAGUAUCAGUGGCCAAAGCGUUUUUUAGGAACAUGUCACAAGAGUACGUCCCCAGUAAACACACCAGGAUGGGCCAAGAAAUACUGAAUGAUGAACAAAGGUGCUGGGCCACUGUCCAAAGGGUUUUAAAUCUCAAGUAA
Messenger RNA from Theileria parva strain Muguga, 2760 nucleotides. RefSeq names its product DNA repair helicase (rad3) family protein (gene UVH6). The transcript has 7 exons. The record is from RefSeq and is a predicted model, not a curated record. Gene Ontology annotation, biological process: positive regulation of mitotic recombination; nucleotide-excision repair; transcription by RNA polymerase II. Lineage: Eukaryota; Apicomplexa; Aconoidasida; Piroplasmida; Theileriidae. Gene Ontology annotation, molecular function: ATP binding; hydrolase activity, acting on acid anhydrides, in phosphorus-containing anhydrides; DNA helicase activity. Gene Ontology annotation, cellular component: nucleus. The coding region runs from base 97 to 2760 and encodes 887 amino acids.